Messenger RNA from Theileria equi strain WA, 321 nucleotides. RefSeq lists its product as hypothetical. The transcript has a single exon. Bases 1 to 321 code for a protein of 106 amino acids. NCBI's taxonomy places the organism in Eukaryota, Apicomplexa, Aconoidasida, Piroplasmida, Theileriidae. The record is from RefSeq and is a predicted model, not a curated record.
AUGGAUAGAGGGAAUGUGCGUGGUAGGAGGCAAGGAAAUAGUGAUAGGGAUCGCCGUUCUCCAGAAAGAAGCCGAUAUGAGAGGUACACGGAAUCGCAUGUUGAGAAGGAUGAUGGUAAAUGGAAACAUGAUUUAUACGAGAGCGAUGGCGAGAGAGCAGCAUAUGAAGCAGAUUUGAGGGCUCAAAAGCAGAACACAGGAUACGUUGUUGAUACCAGAAAAGGUGCCCGGCGCUCUAGAGCUGGAGGCGUCUAUCUAGCCCCAAAGGAGGACGUUGAUGAGGACUUGUAUGAGCAUCGCAAGAGAAAUAGCGGCAGAUGA